Molecule: messenger RNA, 5307 nt
Organism: Schistocerca gregaria
Lineage: Eukaryota; Metazoa; Arthropoda; Insecta; Orthoptera; Acrididae
Product: G-protein coupled receptor dmsr-1-like
Exons: 1
Coding region: 845-1999 (384 amino acids)
Biological process (GO): G protein-coupled receptor signaling pathway
Cellular component (GO): membrane
Molecular function (GO): G protein-coupled peptide receptor activity
Source: RefSeq, a predicted model, not a curated record
ACGCCGGCAGCCGACGCCGACGCAACCUCCACUGCGAAGCUUCGCGCGCCGCCUCACCGGACUACGGACGCGUCCUGUCGGAAGAGUAAACAGUGGGUAGACAGGUCAUCCUGCGACUACUAGUUUAAAUUUCUACCGUGUCCUACGUAAAAGCUCAUUUCUGUCGGGUAUCAAAAUUUUUUAACGGUGAAGAGUACUAGUAGUAAACGGUCAGACAGCGUGGGAUACCAUGUGCUGGUUUGAGUCGUGUUGACAAGGAAAAAAAAUUUCAAUGAUUUUAGUUUUACAUCAGAAAUGUUUUAAUGGAGGAUGAAGAACGUCAGACUAGUUUUCUUCUCUUCUCUUAGAAGCACGAGGGGGGAAAUGGCAAUAAUGACUUGGCCACUCUACAUGAAAAAUUUCCUAUAGUUACGCAGUGCAUCAAUAACGAAAAAUAUGUUUCCGUCGGCAGUGAGAUACUGUCGUUUUUAGCAGUACUUUGGUAAGCUUUGCGCUUACCUUUCAAGGUUAUUGAAACGUCGCUUGACUGAGUGUGACAUUUAAGUACAGAGCUACAGUAACUAUUUAAAAUUACGUUCGCUGUCAUGAACCCACCUGUGAUACUACUCUAAUUUUUUGCAGUUUUCUGGUAAGCUUUGCGCUUACUUUUCAGGGUUAUUGAAACGUCACUUGGCUGAGUGUGACAUUUAAGUACAAAGCAACAGUAACUAUUUCAGAUUACGUUAGGUGUCGUGAAGGCACCUGUGAUACUAGAGUAAUUCAUCGUGACGUCAUGAACGUAAUCAACAAGUAGUGACACUAUUAUCAUCUGUGAGGUAGCUGGGACCACGUGUACACCGAGGCGAUGACGACUGAGAUCAUUUUCACUUCUGAGAGCGUAAUGAAUGGGACGAAGAUGAUGGACGCAUCGAGCGAAGUGACGGCUGCCAACGCAACGGUGGAGCCGCUGUUCUGCGGUUCGGGCCUGCAGCAGUUCCACACGGGCUACAAGGAACUGCACGGCUACUUCAGCCUGCUGGUGUGCAUCUUCGGCUCGGUGGCCAACUCGCUGAACAUCGCGGUGCUGACGCGGCGCGAGAUGCUGUCGGCGACCAACAGCAUCCUGACGGGCCUGGCCGUGGCCGACCUGCUGGUGAUGGUGGAGUACGUGCCGUACGCGCUGCACAUGUACCUGCUGCGGCGGCCGCGGGCGCUCACGUACACGUACGCGUGGGCCGUGUUCGUGCUGUUCCACUCGAACUUCGCGCAGGUGUGCCACACGGUGUCGAUCCUGCUGACGGUGACGCUGGCCGUGUGGCGCUACCUGGCGGUGGCGCAGCCGCGGCGCGGCCAGAUCGGCGUGCCGUGCACGCUGGCCGCGGUCGGCUCCGCCUACGUGCUGGGCCCGCUGCUGUGCACGCCGCACUACCUCGCCUUCGAAGUGGCCGAGCUGCGCGAGCGCAACGCGACGCUCUACUUCGUCCAGAUGAGCCGGCUGAGCCAGGCGGCCGGCGGCCUGCUCGGCGACGUCAACUUCUGGGUGUACGGCGUCGUCGUCAAGCUGACGCCGUGCGCCGCCCUCACCGUGCUCAGCCUGCGCAUCGUCGCGGCGCUGCUGGAGACGAAGCGGCGCCGGCGCCAGCUGACGGCGUCGGCGUCGGCGUCGUCGCGCCAGCAGGACAAGGAGCGCCAGACGGACCGCACGACGCGCAUGCUGCUGGCCGUGCUGCUGCUCUUCCUGGUCACCGAGCUGCCCCAGGGCGUGCUCGCCCUCCUCAGCGGGCUGCUGGGACACCGCUUCUUCGCCGAGUGCUACGUGCCGCUGGGCGAGCUCAUGGACGCGCUCGCGCUGCUCAACUCGGCCGUCAACUUCAUCCUGUACUGCAGCAUGAGCCGCCAGUUCCGGGUCACCUUCUGCCAGCUGUUCCGGCCGCGCGCCCUCGGCCGCUGGAUCGCGGUCGAGAUGUCCCACAACGGCGUCACCACCACCAACAACGCGACGCAGGUCACCCAGCUGUAGUACGUCCGGUGGGCCAGCUGGGGCUACUCCGACGUGGUGGAGCGUCAUUCUCUACCUGUCGCCUUUAAGUGCAGGCACCGCCGAAUGGGCUAAUCUCACAUCAGACAUCAUCCACUAUUUCCCACCUUGGCCGUUUGAAACGUCCCCUUAGAAAAAUUUACGAUUGACUGUGCUGACAAACCUCUUACAUUAUUUGAUUUUCAAACAGCUCAGCAGAACUGAACGUACUCAGACAUUUCGCUCUUUACCUAUUCUGAUCAACACUAAACUGACACACAAUAUUUUUAGCGCAACGUAAUAAUCCCUACAAAUAAUGGCCCUGUCUAACAUUAAUCUAUACCUUUCACAAAUCACUUACCUCACAGAAAUCUUCGUUACUCGAACUACUGCAAUACAGCGAGCGCCAAUACUGCUAGCUAAAUAAGAGAUUCUAACUACUGAAGGCACUAACUACUGAUAGGCACAGUUAGCAAAUGAAAGAUUUUGAUAGAGAACAAGCAAUGUAUUUACCUUAAUAGUGUUCAAAAGUCAUAAUAUAUAUAUCAGUCCAUGAUAUCCAAAAUUAGAAAUUUACUCUUUCUGAUGGACAACUUAUCAUAUCCUUGACACACACAGUCCUGUUAGGCGCUAACACAAAACAAGCUGCCCUUAUUUGUUUUUAGUGUCCACCUUUGGUCCUAUCUGUUAAAGAUCCCACACCGUUCAGCAGAAAUCCAGGAGAGGAGGAUCAAGUGUAAUGUGGGCAGUCUUUUUAGCACAUUUCUUCCAACUUCUGUUUUGUUUCCUAGUAAAUCUACGGACCAAUAUGUCAUGUGCAUCUGCAUGAUCACUCUGCAAUUCACACAUGAGUAUAUGAAUGCGUUGUGUCUGUUCUAUUGGACAUGUGCGAAAUUACAUCACCACACAUCCAUAUGAGUUUGUUCGCCUCGAUGGGCUAUGAAUCCACCACCCUCAGUGCGAAUACACAAUCACCUCCAGCAGGAAUCUCAAAACAGCGAGCAACGGUAACUUGGACGGGGACUACGAAUAGGUGGAGCUGGGUGGGAAUAUGGGCCGAGCGACGCACCUAGAUAGUCCGUCCAAUUGUAAUAAACACUAUGUGCAGGUGGCGCAGGGGUUUUAACGCAACUACUUACUCAGCAGAAGAUCCGCUGUUAGAAUCCUGGACACAUUUUUACUCGACGCCGCGAACUCCUCAUAAAGUCCCGAUACAGCUAACAUCUUUCCUAUUCCUUUCCUUUCCUAUUUCUCCCCUCCACCUUCAGUUUACAUAAAAUCACACUUAAGUAUCUAAUGGAGAGUUCAUAUUAUUCCUCUGUCGUUCACUUUCGCAUAGCACAUGGGAAAUAUGAGUACCUAAAUCUUUCAGUGUGAGCUCUGAUUUUAUUACGACGAUCAUUUUUUUUCUGUGUAGCUGGCAGUCAACAAAAUAUUUAGCCGUUGGGAGGAGUAAAUUAGUGACUGAACUUUCGUGAAAAGAUCUCGUCGCAGCGAAAGACGCCUUUGUUUUAGUGACUGUCAUCCCAAAUCACUAUAUCCGCGAUACUCUCUCCCCUACUUCGCGAUCAUACAAAAUGUGCUGCCCUUCUGUGAACAUUUUCGAUGCCAUCCGCCAGUCCUAUCUGGUAAGGAUCCCAUACCGCGCAGCAAUACUGCAGUAAAGGACGGGCAAGCGUCGUGCAGGCAGUCUUUCCAGCAGAUUCAUUGCAUCUUCUAACUUUUCUGCCAAUAAAGUGCUGUCUUCCGUUCACUUUCACCUCAAUAUUUUCUGUGUGGAAGUUCCAAUUAAAAUUGUUUUAAUUGUAGUCCCUAGCUGUUGUGGUGAUGGAAAAACAUUAAAUUAAUGUGGUAUUUCGUGUAAUCUACAUUUAAAGGAGUUUCUUCAGUACUCUUGUGGGGAACACUGCAAAUUUAUUUGUGAAAAAACGGUAUCACGAAACCACAACAAGCAGCUGUAAUGUAUAUUUAUUUACCGAAAACUGUAUGGCAUGAAGAUACAAUAUGUAUAAAGUCAUGAAGAACAUAGUGUACAUGUUUAUACACGCUGCAAAUGUUCAGAUAAUUUUUGGGGUUGGCUGUAAACAGUCGCCGGUAUUUCCACAGGAGAACACCCAGGAUAAUUUUCAGGACUUUGUCGUGAGACGGACGUGGUGGCCGAAAUGUCGACUAUUGUCGACAACGCCACCCGGCUGCUUCCCCGCAAGUUAUUAGAACUUCGCAUACGCCAGGAUACACUCAAGUCACACACGUUACAGAUAGAAGCAAAUAUAACAUCACUCGUAACUUAACUAUGCGUACGUUUUCUUACACAUGGUUCUAUCAGUCGCUAACUUAACGUCCUUUUAUCUCUGCCUUUUCUUUUCUUUUUUGUUUAGAUACUGCAGCGGAUAAUAAUUAAGCUCUUGACAACAAAGAACGUUCAUUUAACGUGAUGUGAUGGUAUCCUUGAUUAUCUGCUACACACAGUAGUUCAUCUUAAUUAUUAUUACACUUAAUUAUCUGUUAACGUGUAAGUGACUUGUAGGUGGUCGCUUAACCAAAUCUGGCUGUCCAUAAAUAAAGCCGGCCGGUGUGGUCGAGCGGUUCUAGGUACUUUAGUCUGGAACCGCGCGACCGCUACGGUCGCAGGUUCGAAUCCUGCCGCGGGCAUGGAUGUGUGUGAUGUCCUUAGGUUAGUUAAGGUUAAGUAAUUGUAAGUUCCAGGGGACUAUGACCUCAGAUAUUGUGUCCCAUAGUGCUCAGAGACAUCUGAACCAUUUGAACCAUAAAUAAACAUACAUUACAGCUGCAUUGGUGAUUUCGUGAUGCCGUUUUUUAAACGCUUUGAAGCUGCGCAGAACUGUUUAUAGACAAAAUUUUGGACACUUUUUGUUUAGUAUCAAUUACCACUUUUAGAACAAUGCAGGCAUCUUAUUGAAAUAAUUUGGCAUUUAUUUUUGACCUUCUGAUGACGUUACUAGACGGUAAACGACAACAUCAACUUUGAACUACCGAAGAGGUCUUGUCAAAUUGUCUCAUGAAUAUAUAGAUUAAGAAGAGCAGAGGGCCUAUAAUUCCUCCUUGGCGAACGGCAAAUGUAAUUCCGGCUUCACCAUCAAUGACUACGAAGAGCGACCUUUGUGACAGGGUUUUAGGAAUCCAAUCGCACAAUUCAGACGACGACUCAUAGGUACUCAAUUUGAUUAGAAGUUGCUUGUAAAGAACGAUGUCCAAAGCCGUAUGGAAAUAUAUGAAUAUGGAAUCAACUUCAGAUCCCCUGUCGAUAGCACUCAUUACUUCGUGUGAAUAAAGAAGCAGUUCUGUUUCAA